This is a messenger RNA of Morchella importuna, 1755 nucleotides long. RefSeq lists its product as uncharacterized. Bases 1 to 1755 code for a protein of 584 amino acids. NCBI's taxonomy places the organism in Eukaryota, Fungi, Ascomycota, Pezizomycetes, Pezizales, Morchellaceae. The transcript is spliced from 4 exons. The record is from RefSeq and is a predicted model, not a curated record.
AUGGAUAACCACAUCCCCGACAUAUCAGACAAAGGUCUCCAUGGCCGAGCCUUUGCGCCCUACCCCUCGCGGCGCUCUGUUGUACACAGUACAAAUGGCAUUGUCUCGUGUACACAGCCUCUCGCGGCGCAAGCUGGUCUGAGAAUUCUUCAAGCAGGCGGUAAUGCCGCUGAUGCUGUUAUCGCUGUAGCUUCCUGCCUUAACGUAACCGAGCCCACCUCUACCGGUAUUGGUGGCGAUGCCUUUUGUCUCUUCUACAACGCGAGUACCAAAAAGAUUCACGGGCUCAACGCCUCUGGGCGCUCUCCGGCGGCAUUGACCCUCGAGAGAGCCCUCGCCGACAUCCCCGCCGCUGAGCGAUCACAGGACCGUAUUCCAAUGACGCACGUACACUCGGUCACAGUCCCUGGCGCAGCUUCGGCUUGGUGCGAUACCGUGGAGCGGUUUGGGUCUGGAAAAUUUACGCUGAGGGAGGUGCUGGCGGAUGCGAUACGGCUCGCAGAGGACGGCUACCCUGUAAGUGAGGUAACAGCGACGAACUGGGCGCUCGGAGUUGAGCGAUUGGUUGGUGCGUCUCCAAAUUCAGGGGAGAUGCUAAUUGAUGGGCGGGCGCCGAGGGAGGGAGAGGUUAUCAGAUUGUCAAACCUGGCGAAGGUUUAUCGUGAGCUGGGAGAAAAGGGGAGGAAGGGUUUCUAUGAGGGUUGGAUUGCAGAGGCGCUGGUUGAGGUGCUCAAGUCCCGGGGAGGAGUAAUGGAACUGGAGGAUCUGAAGAAAAUGGGCGAGGUAGGGAGCGAGGAGACGGAGGCGGUGGGGUUGGUGUAUGAAAGGACAGGGUUGAAGCUAUGGGAGCAUGCGCCGAAUGGACAGGGAAUUGUGGCCCUGAUGGCGUUGGGAAUCCUAGAAAGCCUGCAGGAGAGAGGUGUGGUCCCGGAUAUUGGGAAAGAGGGCAGCCAUGCGCAUAAUUCUGCAGAGUAUCUUCAUGCGAUAAUAGAGAGCUUGAAAAUCGCCUUUGCAGACGGUCACUGGUUUAUCGCCGACCCUGCGCAUAGUAAAGUCCCCACAGAGGGCCUCCUGGAUAAAGAGUACCUAGCCGCCCGCUCAAAACUCUUCGACCCCUCUGUCGCCACAAAAACACCGGCCCAUGGUUCCCCCGCACUUCGCUCUAGUGACACGGUAUACUUCACCGUCGUUGAUGGGCAAGGUAAUGCGGCUUCCUUCAUCAAUUCCAACUAUGCCGGCUUUGGUAGUGCCAUCAUUCCAAAAGGCUGCGGGUUCACUCUCCAGAAUCGCGGGUCCGGCUUCUCUCUCUCUGCAGGCCAUCCCAACGUACUUGCACCAUCAAAGAGGCCUUAUCACACCAUUAUACCGGCGCUGAUAACGGAUGCAAAGACGGGAGAGCUCCACACAGCGUUUGGUGUCAUGGGCGGGUACAUGCAGCCCCAAGGACACGUGCAGGUAUUUCUCAAUACGUGUGUGUGGGGUAUGUCGGUGCAGCAGGCUUUAGAUGCGCCUAGGAUCUGUGUGGGUGGUGGAUAUGAUCCAAGUCAUCCGCUGGUACAGAUCGAGGAGGGGAUUAGUGAGGAGACGGUGGAAAAAUUGAGGAACCUGGGGCAUAAUGUGGUUGUGGUGACAGGAUGGAGUAGAGGCGUGUUCGGGAGAGGUCAGGUUAUAAGGGUGAAACAUUGCCCUGAUGGUAAAAGAAUAUUGAGUGCGGGGAGUGAUCUGAGAGGUGAUGGACAUGCGGUAGGGUAUUAG